Molecule: messenger RNA, 12918 nt
Organism: Calidris pugnax (ruff)
Lineage: Eukaryota; Metazoa; Chordata; Aves; Charadriiformes; Scolopacidae
Gene: TLE1
Product: transducin like enhancer of split 1
Exons: 19
Coding region: 146-2320 (724 amino acids)
Biological process (GO): negative regulation of canonical Wnt signaling pathway; regulation of DNA-templated transcription
Cellular component (GO): nucleus; transcription regulator complex
Molecular function (GO): protein binding; transcription corepressor activity
Source: RefSeq, a predicted model, not a curated record
GACCCCGCACCAGGCUGCGGGCCAGCCUUUCAAAUUCACCAUCCCGGAGUCGCUGGACCGCAUCAAGGAGGAGUUCCAGUUCCUCCAGGCUCAGUACCACAGCCUUAAAUUGGAAUGUGAGAAACUGGCAAGUGAAAAGACAGAAAUGCAGAGGCACUAUGUGAUGUAUUAUGAAAUGUCGUAUGGAUUAAACAUUGAAAUGCACAAACAGACAGAAAUCGCCAAGAGAUUGAAUACAAUUUGUGCACAAGUCAUCCCAUUUUUGUCUCAGGAACAUCAGCAGCAAGUGGCCCAAGCUGUAGAGCGUGCCAAACAAGUGACCAUGGCUGAACUGAAUGCCAUCAUCGGGGUACGUGGCCUUCCAGGUCUACCUCCUACACAGCAGCAGCUGCAGGCUCAACAUCUCUCUCAUGGCCAUGGACCUCCAGUGCCUCUAACACCGCAUCCAUCAGGACUUCAGCCUCCAGGAAUCCCUCCACUCGGAAGCAGCGCUGGCCUUCUUGCCCUUUCUAGUGCUUUGGGUGGGCAGUCUCACUUGGCAAUAAAAGAUGACAAGAAGCAUCACGAUGCAGAACACCACAGAGACAGAGAGCCAGGCACAAGUAAUUCUCUGUUGGUCCCAGACAGUCUGCGAAGCACAGAUAAACGCAGGAAUGGCCCUGAAUAUACCAAUGACAUCAAAAAGAGAAAGGUGGAUGAUAAGGAUUCCAGCCACUAUGACAGUGAUGGGGACAAGAGUGACGAUAACUUGGUUGUAGAUGUAUCCAAUGAGGAUCCUUCCUCCCCAAGGGCAAGCCCCACUCAUUCACCACGUGAAAAUGGUAUAGAUAAAACCCGCUUGCUGAAGAAAGAUGCCUCUAGCAGUCCGGCAUCUACAGCCUCUUCAGGAAGUUCCACUUCCCUCAAAUCCAAAGAAAUGAGUCUGCAUGAAAAAGCCAGCACGCCUGUUCUGAAAUCCAGCACACCAACUCCUCGAAGUGAUGUGCCAACCCCAGGCACUAGUGCAACUCCAGGACUUCGUCCAGGCCUUGGCAAACCUCCAACAAUGGACCCUCUGGUUAACCAAGCUGCUGCAGGUUUGCGGACACCAUUGGCAGUACCAGGACCAUACCCUGCUCCAUUUGGCAUGGUACCUCAUGCUGGCAUGAAUGGAGAAUUAACCAGUCCAGGGGCAGCCUAUGCCAGUCUUCACAAUAUGUCACCCCAGAUGAGUGCUGCUGCUGCUGCAGCUGCUGUGGUUGCCUAUGGAAGAUCUCCUAUGGUUGGGUUUGAUCCUCCUCCUCACAUGAGAGUACCUGGAAUCCCUCCAAAUCUAGCAGGGAUUCCUGGGGGAAAACCAGCUUACUCCUUCCACGUUACUGCAGAUGGCCAGAUGCAGCCAGUUCCUUUCCCUCCUGAUGCCCUCAUUGGUCCAGGAAUCCCCCGCCAUGCCCGUCAGAUCAACACUCUGAACCACGGGGAGGUUGUGUGUGCAGUUACCAUCAGCAACCCCACGAGACACGUGUACACGGGUGGGAAGGGGUGCGUCAAAGUCUGGGACAUCAGCCAGCCUGGCAACAAGAGCCCUGUCUCUCAGCUGGACUGCCUGAACAGAGAUAACUACAUCCGCUCUUGUAAAUUGCUGCCUGAUGGAUGCACCCUAAUAGUUGGCGGGGAAGCCAGCACAUUAUCCAUAUGGGACCUGGCAGCACCAACUCCUCGUAUAAAAGCAGAGCUGACAUCCUCAGCCCCUGCCUGCUAUGCUCUGGCUAUCAGCCCUGACUCUAAGGUGUGCUUUUCCUGCUGUAGCGAUGGUAACAUUGCAGUAUGGGAUCUGCACAAUCAGACAUUGGUCAGGCAAUUCCAGGGCCACACAGAUGGAGCCAGCUGUAUUGACAUUUCUAAUGAUGGUACCAAGCUCUGGACAGGAGGUUUGGAUAACACUGUCAGAUCCUGGGACUUGAGAGAAGGGAGACAGCUACAACAGCACGACUUCACAUCACAGAUAUUUUCCCUUGGUUAUUGUCCUACUGGUGAAUGGCUAGCUGUGGGAAUGGAGAGCAGCAAUGUAGAAGUGCUACAUGUAAAUAAACCAGACAAAUAUCAACUGCACCUUCAUGAGAGUUGCGUAUUGUCACUCAAGUUUGCUUACUGUGGUAAAUGGUUUGUGAGUACUGGAAAAGAUAACCUUCUUAAUGCAUGGAGAACUCCUUAUGGAGCCAGUAUCUUCCAGUCCAAAGAAUCUUCGUCAGUACUUAGCUGUGACAUCUCUGUGGAUGAUAAGUACAUAGUCACUGGCUCUGGAGACAAAAAGGCUACCGUCUAUGAAGUUAUCUACUGAAAAAUAUGAUGGGGAUAUAACUUUUAGAAGUUGAACUGGGCCAAAAUUGUUCUCAAUUGUAGAAGUAGAAAGGUUUUGCCUUUUAAAAAGGAACAAAAGUAUUGAGGUUCCAGACUUGCCAUGAAACUACUCCGAUUCUUCAAAAUUGAAUGCAACAUCCAGCAACCAAGUUAUUGGCUACGUGGACCAAACAGAACACAGAGGCAAGAUGGACAGAUGUAGCCUAGGUUUUUGACAUAGUUUUUAAAAGCUGAGUCUACUGAAGAAUGUUGGAGCCUUUUAUUUUUUUUCUUUCUUUGUGACCUCAUGCUAAUUGUUUCAUUGCCUGAAUAUGGGGGAUAAAUACCUUUCUGUUCCUUGCAGUUCAAGUUGCAUUCUGUCCUGUGUAGAGCAGUGGUGUCUCAGAUGAACUUGUUUGCUGGUUUUGCAUCUUGUGAUAUGUUUUUGUAUUUUUGUUGAAGGUCAAACAUUUGUACAAAUUGUAAAUAUGUUUAGUUUAUUACAGUAAAGGCUUUAGUACCAACAACCAGUCUUCCCCCCCCUCCCCCUCCCCCUUCCCUGCCCCCCCUGCUUAUUUAAAAUUAAAAACCUUUUGGGGAUAUAAGUACCUUUUUAGAAGCAAAAGCAAACACUAUGUAUAGUUUGAAAAUGGUGUCUUAUUCUUUAUAACUCUUCCUAGAUUCCUUUAUCGUAUUUCGAAGUAGUUGUUUUGACGUAUUAGGGUAUCAAGUCUAGUAGAUACUGUCUUGUGCUACAGAAAACUUAAAAGGCAAUUUUGUACUAAUUAUAGUGUAAAUAUAAAAAUUGAACAUUUCAUAAAGUUGUGCAGUUUAUUUUAAGUUUAUUCUGCUGUUCCAUGUAUAUGUUCUUUGGCAGAUACAGUGAUAUGUGCCUGAUGAUGUCAUUUGGUCAUUCCUCUAGAAGAAGAGAUGACUUCCCUCUCCUUUCUCCCCCAGCUGAACAAAAUUCAUGCAAGACUGCGUUUCAACUAAGUACAUCAGAGCCUUUGUUCAUUAACUGAGGAUAUCUAUGAUUAAACAGAGCUAGAUAAGUUGCAUCCUUUGUAUUUUACCGAGAAGUGGUAGUCAAUGACCAUUUCCUUUUUAAUGUCUUGUCUAUAGGUAGAUACUCAGGUAAAUUUAAUUAAAUCACCAAAAGUGUCAGUUUUACAGGGGAUCACUUAAACAAUGUUAAAAGCAGGUCUGCAAGUGAAGUGAAUUAACCUAAACUAAGUUAAACUUGCUUCUUAAUUUCUUGUGAGAAUAUUGACAAAGGAAUAUUUUUAUUUUUAACUAAUCCACCGUACAAAUUAAUUAGAAUUAAUUUUCCUGAGUGUCCCGUCUUAUGCAGGGCUAUAGGCUCUGUGUAUUCAUACUGAGCAAUCUUUGAGUCCUUUCCACUGUCGCAUCAGUGUGUGACAUCUGUGAAGAGCCAUGCUAAGCAGCCAGUUACCAAAGCUAUGCAUCUUCAGAUCAAGUUUUCUUGGUGUACUCAAGGGAAAUGGAGGAAGAGAGAAUGUGUACAUUUUAUUCUGCCUAUGUUUUUUCAGGUUAACGAGUUCUACCACUGUGUGCUAGACAAACCUAGCUAUUGCACCAGUGAGGGUCAUUCAUUUCCUACAUUCUCUAAUUUAAUUAGAAUUUCUGUUGCUAAUGGAGACUACACUCUACUAUAGACUACUAUAUCUUUGAACAAAUAAUUCAGAUAACACAAACUGGCAGACAGGUUAAGAUUCAUCUGUGAAGAGCUGCUUUCUCAUUUUACUAGCAUUUGACUAUGACCUAUAUCCCUGCUCUUUCAAAGGCACGUAACUAGGAAGAAACAAGUUUAACUGACAGAUGCAUUGACUGGAUAAGGAAAUUCUCAUCUGGGGGCAAAUUUUUUCUCAAUUUCCUGUCUGAAGAGAUAUGAGUUUUCUUUUCAAUUUACAUGACCAUUCUACUGAAACCAUUUUAUAGCAUCUAGAAUUGUAAUGGCCUUAAUACUUAAUAAUUAACUUUGCAUUUGAAAUGAAAAAUGCUAACCAUUCAGGAUAACCUGAUUUCCUAGACAUUUAAAAUCAGUGUUCUAUCCAUAUGUAUCUAUAUAUUUGUCUGUUGCCGUGUUGUAAAUACCUGUCUGUAUGAAAAUGGCAGACCAACUUAGGUGGCGGUCAUAUUCCUUUCACACAGAGUGAGGCAAAAAGCAGAAUCAUCAGGCUUUUCAAAGAAGUAAUUAUAUUUUUUACAUUGAAAUGCUGUGAAGUGCUGUGUCAUUUUAAAAAAGAAAAGUUUAAAAAAAAUAUUAUGUACUAGGUUACUUGAACUUUACUGAACCUGUUUCCAUAUUGAAUUUUUUCCAAAUGUCUGACUCUGCCAAUGAUCAUUUGUUUAGCAGCACUGGCAAAUUUGUUUUAAUUAGGAACAUUUGGAUUUCUUCCAAACUGCUAUCACCUUGGCUUUUACUUUAUAGGUGUUCUUUUGCCUUUAUUAAAAGUUUAUAUCAGAGGAACCAAGAAUGAAAGUAUUCUAACACAUUCAUGUAACUUUAAAAAAAAUAUACACAUGUAUAUAGUGGAUCUGCUUUAAGCUGCAACAUGGUGGUUGUUAGUAAAACCACAGUCUUUGCCAUCAGGAGAUGUAAAAUCAUAGUGUCAGGAAAAUCAUGAAACACCUUGUCUUUUCUUCUUAGCUUCUAGAAUGCACAAGUGAGUCAGAGCAGUUAUGCAAUUUGGCAUUAUUUAUGCAUAUGAAUGAAUUUAAUCAUAUGUGUACAAAAUUUUUAUUGGUCAUAAUUAAGAAUAUUUUUUUUUCCCCACUCAGCUCUACCUUAAGCAUUAAGCAUCUGAAAACUUGAGAACACAUCAUACAAUAUUGGUCUCAAUUUAUAAUUUUUUGUUUCAGGUUUAACUUACAGUUUAUGAAAGUUGUUUUUUUUAAUUUAUCAAACAGCAAAGCCUAUUCUAUAAGCAGGUAUAAUUUUUAAUGAAAAUAUAUAUUUGAUGAAAUCUUGGCAUGUCUGCCUACGUUAUUACCUACAAGAUUUAAAAUUCAUAGAACAUAAAACUUCUGUAAAUUCUUAUACCCCUUGGUAAAGUAGUGGGUGGAAAUCAUUGCAUAUUGAAUGAAGAAAUAGGCCAACCUAGACCAGCAGUAACAGAAAAGGCACUGGGAAACGCACAUGGAAAAAAAGAGGUACAUCAAUACUAUGAUGAAGGUAAUUAAUAUUUUUUUGUCAAUUUAAUUACAAUUCUAAAAGAUUCCUUUGAUUGUCCCCGUUCUUUGUUUGCUGGGUGGUCCUCAGUAUUCAGAGAUGUUUGAAUGCCACUCUGGCAAAUACUAGUGCCAGACAGAAGCAGGGAGUCCUUACAAAUGACAUAUUGGAUGUUAGUGCAAACAAUAUCUGAUGAAGAGGAGAUUUUGUGGUAAUAUCAAUUCAACUGAACAAAAUCCUUUGCUAGCUCUAUUACGUAUAUUUUGUGUAUAUGCACUAGCCUUUUAUAAACCUUUUAUAAACCAAUUGCAGAAAAUCAUUAUAUUAUUCCACACAAUGCAUUUGUCAGUAUGUCAGAGUAUUUCCUUUUGAUUAUAGUUCCAAGCAAAGAGUUCCAUAUCAACCCACAAAGCACUGGUUCUUGAGAGAGAAUUUUUGUCUGCAUUUAUUCUUUUAAACUCAUUUGGCACUUCAUAAGCUUUUGUUCCUGUAAAAGGAAGAGGGAGCACCAAAUUAAUAUGAAGUUCAUAGACUGUUAAAAUUACAGUGUUAUUUUGUGAUAUAAACAUCAGAGUAGAAUCUAUUGUCUAGGCAUAUGUGUGAUUUUGUGUAUAAACAAUUGACCAUAAUUUUUCUGUCACAUCUUUUCAUUGACGAUGCAGGUAGAAUUUUCAGAAGUGUCUAAGUUGCUUAAGUAACUUAAAUCCAGGUUGACAAACUGAUUUUUUUGGUGGGGUUUUUUUUGGGGGGGAGAGGAGGGGAAGACUGACCCAUUUAUAAGACUGUGGGAUUGUGUAAUCUAGUUAGAGUAGUCCUUCAUUAUUUUCUAUUACAUUUGUGCAAUUUUGAGUCAAUGGGGAAGUUCCAUCAUUCUAGUGACUGAGAGGUGGAUUUUAAUGUUUUCAGGCUAAGGAAGAGAACUGAAUUCAGAUUUCGCACUGUUGAUAAAGUGUUUACCCCUUAAGCCACUUCACUGGAAAAGGUGGACUGGCUGCAACUGUAUCAUGUCUUCCUAUGAUUUUAUUUUUUUUUCCCCUACCACAAGUUCAUAGAAAGAAUGUGAGAAUGUAGGUCUAUAUAAGACUUGUGUCCUGCCAGAGAGAUCUUGUAUUACAGAGUGGGAAGGAUGAGGCAGCUUAGUGUAGGACCUGAUGAACACCAGAAUGGAAGAAAGAGUUCAUGGAAGAGAGUACGCAGUGGGAUAAGGGAGAAUGGGAACAUAUAUACAGGUUCUCGUGGUAGUCUAACAUGCAAUCUACAAAAUUCACCUAGAAUGAGAUUCCAUGUAUGCAAUUUCAUUGUCUACUGUUUUUCCAUAAAGUUGUUCAGGUGUUUCUGCAGAGUAAUUCAAGGACACCUGAGCUAUGUAUUGGAACUGGAAGCGGGCAUUUCUUUGACAUCCAUAAGUAGUCACCUAAUCCUGAGAGAAGAGUUAAAUCACAGCCAGUUCUCAACAUUUCCCAUUACCUAAUAGUUCUGUAGCUCAAGAUCAGCUUUCCAGCAAUUAAUAAUCCCGUUUUCAGCAACAUGCUCCCAGAUGUCCCAUUGUAACUUAAGUGCUUAGUGUAGCAUGGUAGAUUUUGCUAGGGAAACCAGACAUGUAGGAGCUGGGUGCUUUAAAAAUCUGCCCUGUGGGUCUGCCUUGCUGACAUGUUGAGAAGUUUACUCCAAAUUUCUGUUCCAACUAUAUUGGAGAGCUCAAACACUCACUUAAACAUUUUCUAAACCAGCAAAAACUGCUUUGAACACACUUUAAACACAUGGAUGUGGUUUGUUGGGGUUUUUUUCUGUGUUAAUUUAAUAUUUUUUUUUCAUAACUUCAAGAAAAGAACCUAUAAAUUAAAUACAACAAGAAAACAUGAAGGGAAUGAAGAAUGAACGAAGAAUUGUUUUCAGAGGGCAGAAUAUUCUUAAAGAUGCUAUAUCUCCAAAUGAACCCAUUGCUUCUAUGAUACAUUAGUCUUUGAGAAAGCUAGAUUUUUGUUUCCUUGGAACUAAAGUGCUGUUCUCAGAAAACUGAAUACCAAAAAAUUGGCGGUGUGGGAACAAAUGUUAGUUAUCGUUUGCAAAGCUGAGCAGAGUUUUGUUUUGGUUCCUCCCCCUCCUGUCCCCCCCCAACAAUAUUCCUUAAUGUCAGGACCCACAGUUCACUCCCAGAAGCUGAACAAUAGGCUUGCCCUUUAUGAGUCACGCAUUGGUAAGAUUUCUGUUGCUAACAAGUCUGUUGGCCAUAUGUAGACUACAAGAGAAUCUCCAUAGGUAGUAUCAGCCAGUGUAUGUUGUAAUGAUUUCCCUUUCUAAAGCAAGCACCCAGAAAUAAGAUAGUAUCAUUGCUCUAUACUCUUGUUGUUUGUGGAAUUGAUGGUUGGUAUAGUUGGCUUGCCACAGAAAAAUUCUGUGGUGGCUUCUGAGGUCAGAUUUAAAUUUUGAAAUGUUUUCUCUCCGAAGAAUUCACAUGCAAUUUUGUCCACAGUAAGGUUAUGCUGACUCAGAAGAGAUGCUACAAGGAGCACUAGAUAGUGUUGCGUAGAGCACGGCAAGGAUUGCCUUUGCUGUGUUCACAGUACAAAGGAAUAGUAUCUCUUGAACCUUGUUUCGAUCUCUGUUUUCUGCCAAGAAUGAGUUAGAGGCAAAGGUAACACAUAGUUUGGGAAUUGAGAAAUCAAACACACUGUUGUCGUUAUCCCUUUCGUAUGCUCUGUCAUUAACAUAGAAAGUAGAGAUGAUAGCUUGUAACAGUAGAUAAUAAAUUCUGGGUUUUCUUCAAGGACUGCUUUUAAUAACAGUUUAAAAUAGUAAACAGGCAGAAUGAAUGUGUCAUAAAUAGUAGUUAUAGACACCUUCCACUAGACCAGGUUACUGAAAGCCGCAUCCAGCCUGGUCUUGAACACCUCCAGGGAUGUGGUAUGCACAGCUUCUCUGGGCAACCCAUUCCAGUUUCACCACCCUCGCAGUAAAGAAUUUCUUCCUAAUAUCUAAUCUAAAUUUUCCCUCAUCCAGUUUAAAACUGUUACCCCUCAUCCUACCACUAUGGUCCCUGAAAAGAAGUCCUUCUCCAUCUUUCCUGUAGGCCCCCUUUAGGUACUGAAAUGUUGCUAUAAGGUCUCCCCAGAUCCUUGUCUUCUCCAGGCUGAACAACCCCAACUCUUAUCCUGUCUUCAUAGGAGAGGUGCUCCAGCCCUCUGAUCAUCUUUAUGACCCUUCUCUGGACCAGUUUCAACAGGUCGCUGUCCUUCCUCUGUUGGUGGCCCCAGAGCUAGACACGAUACUCCAUGUGGGGUCUCAGCAGAGCCAUGUAGAGGGGCAGAAUCACCUCCCUGGACCUGCUGGCCACACUUCUUUUGAUGCAGCCCAGGAUCCAGUUGGCUUUCGAGGUUGUUAGCGCACAUUGCCAGCUUAUGUUGAGCUUCUCAUCGACCAACACCUCCAAGUCUCUCUCCUCAGGGUUGCUCUCAAUCUAUUUUCUGCCCAGUCUGUAUUUGUGCUUGGGAUUGCCCCAACCCACGUGCAGGACUUUGCACUUGGCACUUGUUGACUCAUAGUUAACCCAUAGCAUUGGGAAACUUAGAAAUCACUUGUUACUUUUCUGGUAGUGAGCCUAAUUUGUUUAAAAUAAAAUCCAUCUGUUCAUUUCAGUGUUUGUCCCACUUCCUUAGAGCAAUCUACAGAGGGUUACUCCAUUACUUUAAAAAUUGGCUGCAGUUAUGAUAAGCUAAUAACUCUUAUUUUGUGGUUUGCUGUAGCAAGAUAUUUUGGAGAGCAAUGAAGCUUCCUCCCCUUUAUUCUUAAAAAAUAUUCCUGCUGUAGUUAUUUCUUACAGUUGGACCUGAGUAUUUUCUUAAUUAGGUUUCAAGUAAAAAUAUCAUCUGAUGGCUUUGCAAAUUCAAUAUAUUUUUGAUUGUCAAUGAAUCAGCCAGACACUACUGUUAAGUAUGUAAAUGACCUUAAUGUCAGUUAGGUAUUUGAUAACAUGCCAUGUAUGCAACAAAACUUUGGAGUUCAGUGAUUCAAACUUUGUGCCACGUUAAAUUUACUUCCUGGAAUAAGUUUCCUUUUUAUGCAGGGACCAGUCUACUACUAUGCUCCCCUGUGUUUUCUCCUGAAUUAUGUAUUAGUCCUAAAGAUGUUUUAAAACGUUAUACAUACAUAAUGCUUCUACUUUUCUCUUUCUGAUUGUUAAUUGUAUGAGAUGUGUAUUUCUGACAGCAGUUGAGUGAAUAUUCGCUAAACUGUGAUAUAAUUGAGUUUUUGAAUGUGUACUUUAAGAAGUUCAUAGACUUGUGUAGAGAAAUCAUUAGUUUUUAUUUGUUAAAUUCAAGAUUCUCAAGUCCUGAUAUUCCUUUGUGGUUUUAUCAGCAAAUCUGUUUAAGAAAGUACUUCUGUUUUUUGAAUGAUUUUUGUAGCAUUUUUUAUUUGUUUAUGUAGACACUCUUCUUCGUUGAGUGCAAGUUAUUGACCUGGUACUCUAUUUAUAAUUCUGCUUGGCUCUUCAGUAUUUUAUCUAGCUGUAACUUAUUAAAAACCACAAAUAUGAAAUGGGGAUAUUAAUGACAAGUGGUUUAAAUGUGAGAAUUUCAAAAUGCAUGUUAGAAUAUUUCAACACUUUAUUCACUGUAAUUUUACAUUUUUUUCAUUACUUAUGUAAUUAAAAAAAUUCCUUAGGGUUGAAUUAUAGUAAGAUUUUAUACAUCUCAGUACUAAUUUUGUCUCCCAGUGGACAGCAAUAAUUUAGGUGGGAUUGUUUUUACUCUAUCUAAUUUAAUCUUACUGGGGGGAGGGGAAAUAUUAACCUUGCAAAUUUUGCUAAUUAUAAUAAUUUCAUUAAUAUUGUUGGUUGUUUUUAAUAAUCUCCAUGCCUUCAGAAACUUGUUCUUCUAUAUUUUGAUGAAAAACAUGCAGAUAUACAGGGUUCUGUAAUAGAAUAUGUUUACAGUAUUUAUCCCCUGGGUUUGUUGUAAUAGUAAGGGGAAGUACAGUGACAGAUAUAACUUGCAAUAGUUGCUAGCAUUAUGUGCCUUUGAAUCAUUUUCUUUAAUUCUUUACUAUUUUUUUUUUAUAUCUUAGGUGAGGGUUAACAGCUUUAAAUCAGUUUCAUUUCUAUUAAAGUGGAUAUGGUGAUACAUUCUUAGAGCUUUACUAGUUUUACUAACUUUAAAUAAUUUUAAAUCUGUAAGGAAAAUGCUUGUAUGGAUGGUAUUGAACUGAUCAUAGACCGUUGAAUUUAACUUUUUAGGUUUCAAGCACUGCUAGAGUAGAGGAAGAACUUACUGGUGAUAUUUGGCUUUUUAUUAUGCUUUCAUUUUUUACUGUAUAUGAUCAGUGGGACUUUCUUACCACAAUAGGUAUGCUCACUGUAGUGGCUUUUUUAAAUGUUCCUAUAGUUUGCACUGUGUGAUUCAUUUGAAUUUAGCUUAUAAAUCAAUCCCUUGCUGUAGGCAUCUGCUUUGUACCUUGACAAGUAUGAAAAUAAUCAAAAAUAUCACUGUAUUUGACAGUGAGACUGUAUAUUUCUCUGUUUCUGAGUGUGAAUAGCAUUUAGUAAGGCUUGUCUAGUUAAAAGGCAGUUAAACUAGUAAUCAUACAUGAUCUGUGUUUAACUGUCAUUUGUAGAAAAAGUGCGACAGAGUGAUAUGUGGUGAUAACAAAUUCAGAAGGAAAAGAAUAUGAAAUUCAGAUAGCAGCUUGAAUGAUUUGCUGCUAGCAUGGGGCCCAGUAGCACUACAAAGCUAUAAACUCUGUCUUUCUAGAUUGCCCAGUUAGAUGGCAGAGAUGCAAUUUGUCUUUUCUGAAGCCGCCUGCUGCUUGCUAGCUCCAUCUCCUGUCACAGCCUAUUAGCUCCCCAAGAAAAUUGGUGGGAAAUUGCCUGCAGAUUGUAGGAAAUUGCAUCUCCAGGCCCUGGAAAAAAUGUAGGAUAGCACAACACUGAUCCUCCCAGAGCAGCUAUUAAUACAGCAAAAGCUGACCUUUGGCAUGGUGUGAAACGACUUUGCUAUUUGCUGAAUAAAGACUGUAUUAUGUGUGGUUGAAGGAGGGUACAAAUUAUUAUCCUAGCUAUGCUUGUAGCCAGCCUGCUCCAGGAAGCUUAAGCAUUAGUGGCAGGUUUUGCUACCCCUCACUUCUUCCUAUUGGAAGAAGGGAGACGAGAUGUGAGAGCCUUAUCCAGAAAUGUCAUUGUACAGAUGGGCGAAAGCCACUGCGUGUUUAAAUGAGGUUAGUACAGAUUAAAUUCAAGGGUUUAGUGACAAAACUGAAAGAUAAUUUAUGAAGCUAAUCCAAAAAAAAAAAAAAAGAGGAGGUAAUUGUCUCUGCUUGUUCUAGCCUGGGUCUGGGUAAGAACAACUCUUUGGCUGUUUCAUUGUAAAUGUAUAUCCAUAACAAACAUUUGAUUUUGGGGCAGUUACAGUGAAAUUGAGCCGAUUUAUACUGUAAUUGCUGAGUUUAAAAGUCAUGAGACACACAUUAGUUCUGAUAGAUUUUAGCAUUAAAUUCCUUGCCUCUAGGAAACUCACCACUGUCUUGUUUAAACAAAUUCCCAUGUGUUCUUUGCGAUGUGGUAUCAAUGAGUUUCAUCCUCUGUCAUUUCUACUAGAGGUACCUUUAUAAUCUUGUACUUUGCCUCAAUUUUAUAGGACCUUUCAGUAAAGGAGUCAACUUUUUGAUGAAUCCUGGGAGAGGGGAUAUGUAGAAUUAGUUUGCAAUAUAAAAAAAUAAAUGCCAACAUUUUCUUUGAGCUAGCAAUUGAACUUAGCUGGUUCAAAGCCUCCUGAGGAAAAUGUGUCUGUGAAUCAGAAUGAUCUAUUGAUCAGAAGUGAUCAUGGGGAGGGCAGCAGCAGGGAAAAAGUCAUUUUGCAAUCAAGAGCAUCACUGUUUUCAAACUCAGCUGAGAUAUGUUGGUAACUGGUGGCUGCCCAGGGAUCUGGGUGAAAUCAAUAUGUUCAUUUCCUAUUGUAUUGGUGUCCGCUGAUGUAAACGAGCUGACAAGGCUUACUAACACUCACGCAACUGAUUAGAGAAAAUUAGUAGCCUGCCUUAUGGAGCUGAGGCAGAGGACCUGAGCAUGACAAAACAGGUACUGCUUGUACUUCAAAGCACAGCUGAAGGGGAUUAAGAGCACUUCAUGUUACCGGGCUCUCUGGGCCCCUGUUUUGAAUUCUCAUGACCAUGCAUGCACAUGUAUGUCAAUCUGAAAUGCUAAUUUGUUGAGGCAUUGUCUUUCUAAAUUAGUUAUGGCACCUUUUAUGGAAGUUAUGCAAUUUAGUGCUGUGUCUUUUGUUGUAAAACACAAAUACAGGAACAGAAGAGCUAUGGUGCUUGAGCUUUUAUUCUGUAUUUACAAUAGCUGUUCAUCUUCCAGGUAUUACAUACUAACUGCAUUCUCAAAAUAAACCUUGACAUUUAGUAACAAA